Molecule: messenger RNA, 1043 nt
Organism: Vollenhovia emeryi
Lineage: Eukaryota; Metazoa; Arthropoda; Insecta; Hymenoptera; Formicidae
Product: doublesex- and mab-3-related transcription factor A2-like
Exons: 2
Source: RefSeq, a predicted model, not a curated record
AUUUGGAAAUGGAUUAAGAUAAUUGUUUCCGGCAAGGUUGCUCUUAAGAGACAACAGGCAGCCGAAGACGCGAUCGCUCUUAAAAUGGCAAAGGUGGCCACCGGACAGAAGCUCGAUCGACUUCCGCCGGGCAAGAUCUUCGGGAUGUCCGUGACGGAGCCGAAGUCGACGGUGGGCCGGAACGAGGACGUGACUCCCGCUACGAAGAAAGUCGACGGGAUUUCCGAGGAUUCGAAAGAUCUCCCACGUGUGUCGAGCAACGACGCCGCACCCGCUCGUGUCCAAAACUGUUCUGAUAGCCUGGAGACCACUUCGAGAUCUAGAAGCCUCCUCUUCGACGCCGGCAAGCCGGAGGACGCCAGAGAAACCACCCUGGUGUCUCAGACCUCCGUGGAGACUCUGGCCCGCCUAUUCCCGAACACCAAGCUGUCGGUCCUGCAAUUGGUGCUGCAACGCUGCGGCCAGGACCUGCUCAAGGCGAUCGAGUACUUUGCGAGCGACAGCCUGGGCAUCGCCGAGUCCGCGAUUUCGACCAGUAUCGGCCACGCGUCCUCGGCUUUCCGGCCGCCGCAGACGGUCGUCGACAACGGUGCGGGGGAACAGCAGCAGCAGCCGAUUCCCGGUACGAUGCUGGCACCAAUCUACACCAGCCUGUCCAGAAACGUCUACGGGGACGCGGGUUACUGCCUGUUGAACAUCGUGCCGACCGAGCAGUUCGCCAAGGGCACCGACCUGCCGCUCGCGAAAACUACGGCCGAUCAGGAGACCGUGGCUCUUAAUUUUCGCUACAACAAUUACUUCACCACCGGCGUGCAGCAGCAACUGCGGGACGCGCACAUGUGCGCCCAAGUGGCGGCGGAUCGGUUGUCGGCCGCCAGAUCGGCGGGCAUACUCCAUCAUCUGCCUCCCGCCAUGCUGCCGAGCAUCCCUUGUGUGCAGCCCAAUUGCACGCAAUGCAACUACAAGUUCACUUGAAUGUGUAUUUCUCGGGCGGUACAGCGAGCUGUACAAAUAUUUAUCACGGUUGAUCGCCGCAGAAUAGU